AGUAUCGCGGGAGCAGCACCAGGCGGCCCCGGCCUCGCGGUGCUCGGAUCCUCUCUCUUCACAGCCAUCGCUUCUGUGUUACCAUGGGAAUUCAAGGCCUUGCCAAACUAAUUGCCGAUGUGGCUCCCAGUGCCAUCCGGGAGAACGACAUCAAGAGCUACUUCGGUCGCAAGGUGGCUAUUGAUGCCUCCAUGAGCAUCUACCAGUUCUUGAUUGCCGUUCGUCAGGGUGGGGAUGUGCUGCAGAAUGAGGAGGGGGAGACCACCAGCCACCUGAUGGGCAUGUUCUACCGUACCAUCCGCAUGAUGGAGAAUGGCAUCAAGCCUGUAUAUGUCUUUGAUGGCAAACCACCACAGCUGAAGUCAGGUGAGCUGGCCAAACGCAGUGAGAGACGAGCUGAAGCCGAGAAGCAGCUGCAGCAGGCUCAGGAGGCUGGGGUAGAGGAGGAAGUGGAAAAGUUCACAAAGCGGCUGGUGAAGGUUACCAAGCAACACAAUGAUGAGUGCAAACACCUGCUGAGUCUCAUGGGCAUCCCAUACCUUGAUGCACCCAGUGAGGCAGAGGCCAGCUGCGCUGCCCUUGUGAAGGCCGGCAAAGUUUAUGCUGCAGCCACCGAGGACAUGGACUGCCUCACUUUUGGCAGCCCUGUACUAAUGCGACAUCUGACAGCCAGUGAGGCCAAGAAGCUGCCCAUCCAAGAGUUCCACCUGAGCCGAGUCCUGCAGGAGCUGGGUUUGAACCAGGAGCAGUUUGUAGAUCUGUGCAUCCUGCUGGGUAGUGACUACUGUGAGAGUAUCCGGGGCAUUGGGCCCAAGCGGGCUGUGGACCUCAUCCAGAAGCAUAAGAGCAUCGAGGAAAUCGUGCGGCGGCUGGAUCCCAACAAGUACCCUGUUCCAGAAAACUGGCUCCACAAGGAAGCCCAGCAGCUCUUCUUGGAGCCUGAGGUGCUCGACCCAGAGUCUGUGGAGUUGAAGUGGAGCGAGCCCAAUGAAGAAGAAUUGGUCAAAUUCAUGUGUGGUGAAAAGCAGUUUUCUGAGGAGCGAAUUCGCAGUGGGGUCAAGAGGCUGAGUAAGAGCCGCCAGGGCAGCACCCAGGGCCGCCUAGAUGAUUUCUUCAAGGUGACUGGCUCACUCUCCUCGGCUAAGCGCAAGGAGCCAGAACCCAAGGGGCCUGCUAAGAAGAAAGCGAAGACUGGGGGAGCUGGGAAGUUCAGAAGGGGCAAAUAAACAUGUCCUCCCCCUCCAUUGUCCCCUGACUCCAGGGUGUCUGCUUUGCACCUCAGCUAAAACACUCCUCUUCUGGGAGUCUGCUGCUUCCCAGAACUGCUCUCAGAGCCUUGCCUUUCUUACUUGGCAGGAAGGCCACAGCUUUGCUUUUCCUCAUUUUUAGCUCAGGAAUGAUGUCAGACUCAAACCACUCCUCAGGCAGGUUAAUGGACACUGCAUCCAUUGUUCUGUGAAACUGAAAGCAACACUUUUUAAAGGAAGAAGGAGAUAAGGAUGGUUUGGGGUGGGAGUGUGGGGAGAUAAUUUCCUGGCUGGCCAGCUGGUGGAUGGGAGAUGACUGUAGACCUUGACUGCUCUUUCCGCAGCCCAGGCUUUGCUGAUGGAAGAGCUGCAAAGAGAAGGGGCGAGAGCAGAGAGGAGUCUGGCUGACAAGGCUGAUUCCUGACUAGCUGUGUCUGUGGGCAGAAACCUGAACUUGCUAUCUGGUGAGUCUGCAGGAACUUUUCAGGGCAGUGAAAAAGCAGUGUUUUAGGUUUUGAAUUGUAGUUUUGUUUUUGUUCCAUUUUCCUCUCCAGUGCUGGGAAUUGAACCCACAGCAAGGCAAGCAAGCAUACCUCUGACCUGUAGCCCCAAGAGACACUGUCCCAAUGGCCUUUUUGAGGCAAUCAAUUGAAUUGAGGUUUUGGGAGAAGAAGCUGUUGUUCAUGUGCUAUUUCUGUUUUAAAAGAUGUGAA
Molecule: messenger RNA, 1960 nt
Organism: Phodopus roborovskii (desert hamster)
Lineage: Eukaryota; Metazoa; Chordata; Mammalia; Rodentia; Cricetidae
Gene: Fen1
Product: flap structure-specific endonuclease 1
Exons: 2
Coding region: 84-1226 (380 amino acids)
Cellular component (GO): nucleus
Molecular function (GO): RNA-DNA hybrid ribonuclease activity; 5'-3' exonuclease activity; magnesium ion binding
Source: RefSeq, a predicted model, not a curated record